Messenger RNA from Staurois parvus, 438 nucleotides. The record is from the annotation of a GenBank genome assembly. NCBI's taxonomy places the organism in Eukaryota, Metazoa, Chordata, Amphibia, Anura, Ranidae.
AUGGCAUCCAGUUUGACAUGCACCGGGGUGAUUUGGGCACUCCUGUCUUUCCUCUGUGCCGGAGCUUCUUGUGUUGGGUUUUUCAUGCCUUAUUGGCUCUUGGGCUCUCAGUUGGAUAAGCCAGUAUCAUUUGGGACCUUCCGAAGAUGUUCUUACCCUGUUCGAGAUGAAAGCCGCCAGACCACGGUGAUGGUAGAACAGUGUGGCCGCUAUGCCUCUUUCCAGGCCAUACCAAGCCCCGAGUGGCGGAUCUGCACUGUGGUUACUGGACUUGGAUGUGGUCUUCUUCUUCUGGUGGCACUCACCGCCAUCAUGGGAUGUUGUGUCUCAGAGCUUAUCUCCAGGACUGUGGGGAGAGUGGCUGGUGGAAUACAGUUUCUCGGAGGUAAGUUGACUGUUAUUUUGUCUUCACUUCUGAUGUCUAUAACAUUAAAAUAA